AAAAAGCUAGACUGUCUGCGAAAUUCUCUUUGGUUCAGGUCUGUUCUGAUGAGAACAAACGCCCGUCUGCAGUACUUGAGGCUCAACUCAGUCUGCCCUUGAUGUGAGUUACACAGCUUCCUCUGUGGGAUACUUCCCCCAUCCUGACGUCAGCUGGAUGUGUGAUUUUUCCUCCCCAUCCCAGCCUCAAACUGACGCAUUCACAUAUCAGCUCUUCAGCAGCUACUUGAGGCUCAGGUAUAUGUACCUGAACAACCACAUGACCACCGAUCAAUAUGCUGCCUGACACUGUCCUCCAGCAGUGAUGCCUUCCUUCAGCCCUCCCACGCCGCUCCUCUGUGUGCUGCUGUGUGUGUCGGUGGCUCUGCAGCGCUCUGACCUGCGACUGGCUUACGUGACCCACACCAGCUUUUUCUACUACUCCUGCAGCCAGGACCCACAACCCUGCAGCGUCUCAUCGCUUGCGGACUGCAGAUGCAAGGACAUCCAGCUGUCCACGCUGCACCACCCCCAGUCGCACUCGACUCCCGUUUUCCGGAUGAGGCGUUUAACUGUCUGGUUCACGUCGCCGUUAAACACGGCGCGUCUGCUCAACAACUCGGAGGUGAGGCACCUCACCCUGAUCCACUGUGGCCCUGGAGGAUCCAGAGAGACACUCUCUCCUUCCAUGGAGAGACAUUUCGCUGUUCAGCACCUGGAGAGGCUGACGGUGGUGAACCUGGCGCAGAGGCCAAUUCACCACUGUCCAGAUGCAAAUAGAGCCAAGAACACCAAUAGUGACCCAGACAUAGAUAAUGGUGCUCACCUUGACACAAAUAGAUACGACAGGGAUAAAGACACAAACCUGGACAUGAAGAGAGAUUCCUUGGCUUUGUCCUCACCCCAGAUCCAAGACAUCUUCCUGGGCAGGGAGCUGGGAGCAGCGUUUCACGAACAGGCCAGACUGGGAAUCAUCCACAGCUCCGUGCUGGAGUGGGGAGCAGAGGUCAAAGCCUACACAGUUCAGACACACAUAGACAAUGACGGCGUGCUGCCCUUCCCUGACCUCCACCUGUCCAAAUUACCAGAGACGUCAGUCAUAUAUGUCAGCUUUGUGUACUGAUAAGUCACAUUGUGAGGAGUACAGGAGGGAACAACAGGAGGAAGAUGAUCCAUUGUUCAGGACCUACAUCACCAGGGAUCCUAAACUUCGAAUAAGUUCAACAAUUUGGGAUCUUUUUUGUUGCACGCCUCUGAUUUACAUGACUGGAUAACUGGAUAACUCCAAAGUAAACACACACUUCAGAAUCAGAAUCAGAAAUACUUUAUUGAUCCUAGGGGGCAAAUUGGGGCGUUACAGUUGUUCUUAUAUAAACAUAAAGAAAUAGAAGUAAAUAGAAAGUAGAAGUGCACUCGGAGAGCGCAGACCCUCGCCAAAGCAGGUUUCAUGCACGUCAUUCAAAUCCAUCGCGGACUUUUGGAGUAAUUCAAGGUUUCAAUUCGAGGUAAUAAAUGAGUGUAAUUUAGAUACAUAACACUACAAUAUUAUACAUAAUGCUACAGUAUAAACACAACAUAAGUAAAGAAAUAUAAGUAAGUAUUAAAAUUAAAUAUAAGAAAUGUGAAAUAUUUAAAAACAUUUGUAUUAAGACGUCCAAUGUAUUACAUAUAACCACAGUGCAAAUAAGUAUACACAAUACAAAAUUCUUAUAAGUAAAUACAAAAUGCUGAGAGGGGGUGGGUUCUAUUAAAGCUUCAGUAGGCAGACAUUUUCAUCAUUGGGCAAAAA
Molecule: messenger RNA, 1768 nt
Organism: Sebastes umbrosus (honeycomb rockfish)
Lineage: Eukaryota; Metazoa; Chordata; Actinopteri; Perciformes; Sebastidae
Exons: 2
Coding region: 305-1102 (265 amino acids)
Source: RefSeq, a predicted model, not a curated record